AUGGCUAGUGGAUGCCUUGGCCAACUUGGACAGGUGCCUUUAAACGCGCACGAGAUCUUUGCAUCACGACCUACACUUGAAAGGGAUGUAUAUGUACCUUCCUUUGCAGGCAUUUCCACAUUUGCUCAUUUACCUCAUGUUUCAUGUUGGGAAGAAGGUUCAAAUGAGGAUUAUGAUAUAGCCAUUGUGGGUGCGCCUUAUGACAUAGGAGUCACUUUUAGAACGGGCGCCCGAUUUGGUCCAUCAGGGAUUCGAGAGGGAUCAAAAAGGAUCAAGGGGUACAAUAAUGAAUUGCAUGUUCAUCCGUUUCAAUCAUGGGCUAAAGCUGUUGAUUGCGGAGAUAUUCCGUUUGAACCGUUUGACAGUGAGCAUGCGAUAUCACAAAUAGAAGCCUAUACGAAGUACGUCCUCACGCGCCCGCCUAAUAUGCGUACACCCAUUCCUCGCUUAGUUACUCUAGGAGGAGACCAUACGAUCCUGUUGCCUGUCCUGAGAGCCAUGCGACAGGUCCACGGGCGUCCAAUCGCGGUCAUUCAUUUUGACUCUCACCUAGACACAUGGGCACCCGAGAUCUAUAAUGUCAAAGCAAGGCAAAGCAAGUUUAAUCAUGGUAAUCCUCUGUACCACGCUGCCAAAGAAGGUCUCACUACAAAUGGAACGUCGAUGCAUGUUGGCAUUCGCUCGACAUUAUAUGAUAAAGAUGAUAUAGCACGCGACCAAGCACUUGGGUUUCAAAUGAUCAAGGCAAAUGAUAUUUUCACGCUGGGUGUUGAAGGUAUUGUCGAACGCAUGAAGCAGAUCCUAGGAAACGAUAAAGAAAUGCCAGUGUAUGUGUCGAUUGAUAUUGAUGUGGUUGAUCCAUCGAUGGCGCCUGCCACAGGAACACCCGAGACAGGAGGAUUCUUGACUAGAGAGAUGAAAUAUAUCCUUCGAGGAUUGAGUGGAUAUAAUAUUAUUGGACUGGAUAUUGUAGAAGUGUCACCAGCAUAUGAUACGCAAGCACAAUUAACUACAUUCUUGGCGGCAGAUUUGAUAUAUGAAGUGAUGUCAAUGAUGGUUCAAUAUGGAGAAUCAUAG
Molecule: messenger RNA, 1077 nt
Organism: Rhizopus microsporus ATCC 52813
Lineage: Eukaryota; Fungi; Mucoromycota; Mucoromycetes; Mucorales; Rhizopodaceae
Product: Arginase/deacetylase
Exons: 2
Coding region: 1-1077 (358 amino acids)
Molecular function (GO): agmatinase activity; metal ion binding
Source: RefSeq, a predicted model, not a curated record